Molecule: messenger RNA, 884 nt
Organism: Tarenaya hassleriana
Lineage: Eukaryota; Viridiplantae; Streptophyta; Magnoliopsida; Brassicales; Cleomaceae
Product: glutathione S-transferase F9
Exons: 3
Coding region: 61-714 (217 amino acids)
Cellular component (GO): cytoplasm
Molecular function (GO): glutathione transferase activity; glutathione binding
Source: RefSeq, a predicted model, not a curated record
ACAGAGCUAAUCACUCAGUCACCUCAUCUGCGCGAGAGAAGAAGCAGCAGAAGAGCGAAAAUGGUGUUGAAGGUGUACGGACCGAUCUUUGCCUCUCCGAAGAGAGUUUUGGUCACUCUCGUGGAGAAGGGAGUUCCCUUCGAGACCGUUCCCGUCGAUCUCUUCACCGGCGAGCACAAACAGCCUCCUUAUCUCGAGCUCCAGCCUUUUGGAUCUGUUCCUGUCGUCGUCGAUGGAGACUACAAAAUCUUCGAAUCGCGUGCGAUCAUGAGGUACAUAGCGGAGAAGUACAGGUCACAGGGACCUGAGCUAUUGGGGAAGACAUUGGAAGAGAGAGGGCAAGUGGAGCAAUGGCUAGACGUGGAGGCCGUGAACUACCAUCCGCCAUUGUUGAACCUGACGAUGCACAUAAUGUUCGCACCGGUGAUGGGUUUCCCGGCGGACGAGAAGCUGAUAAAGGAGAGCGAGGAGAAGCUGGCUCAGGUGCUGGACGUGUACGAGGAGCACCUGUCGAAGAACAAGUACUUGGCCGGGGAUUUCGUGAGCUUGGCCGAUCUGGCUCACCUCCCGUUCACGGACUACCUGGUGGGUCCGAUCGGGAAGGCCUAUCUGAUCAAGGACAGGAAGCACGUGAGCGCGUGGUGGGACGACAUCAGCAGCCGACCCGCCUGGAAGGAGGUUCUUGAGAAGUUCUACCCUCCUUUCUUGAAGUGAAGAAGUGGUUUGGCUUUGUUUGGUUGGUCUCUCCUCUGGGAGUCAAGUCUUUGUGUGUGUUGGGGAAUAAAGACUCUGUUUCAUGUACUCUUGUGUUGUGUUUUCCUUUGUGUUCCUUUCCAUGAGGACUUUAAUCUAAAAAGAAAAGAGAGGAAAUUGUGUUUUUUAUC